AUGAGCUUUAAAGUCGCAAUACGCCUUACAGUAAAGACUAGAAACACACAGCCCCGAAGGGUGGCAAUGUUGGUCAGAAAGUCACAUGACGAUAUGAUAGUCUCCAGAACCAAUGCACUAGGGACAUUCAACUUACUGCUGAAGGAAGACCACAAUUCAGUUGCAUCGACGAAGUCCCAACAAGGGCGAGAUAGACCAUUAAGACGAAGCCGUUUGAAUAAAAACAGGACGCUACAAAAGGGAAACUUUCGGAUUUAUCUAUCUACGCAGCAAACCAGUAAUCGAAUACCGGUGACCAACACAUUGUAUCAACCUCAAAUCUUCCGUGCAGGAGAAGAAGUAGGGAGCUGGGACACAAGUUCCAUCGUGGAACGACCACCGGCGGAACAUAGUAACAUGUUGGAACGCACUUGUCGCAGUAUUCCCGAACGGGAACAAGAACUUUGGCAGUUACUCUGCCAAAGAAAACAGAAUACGGAAAAUGACAAGCUUCUCAGAGACCUAAUAGAACAAUUCAGCGAUGUUUUCGCAGUCUCGGAUCAAGAAUUAUCUGAACUAUGUAAGAUAUUAGCAGACCUGCCGGAGCGCAACAUUAUCAAGCGCAUAGUUCGAGACUUUGCACGAUCCCAAAAUCAAAAGGCUCGUGAGCGCAUGAAAAAGUACUACGACGUCUCGGAACGACCUUUCGCCGUAGGGGAGAGAGUGUACAUGCGCGUUCCCAUAAAAAGGCUGCGUCAACUCAUCCAAAGCUCGCAAAUGAAUGGAACGGACCCAUUCAGAAUAAUAGAAGUCAGCGAUAACAGUGCCCUCAUCGCCUCUUUAGCUGGUAACGUUGAGCCGCUUGAAAUACAGUUUGACCUUUUCAAGAGAUUGCCAUUAGGACUUGAUGAUGAACCGGUACAAACUGUUAAACAGCGAACAAAAAGAGGAGUCGACGUCGGGCCUCCGCAGGAAGAUCCGCUGCAUCUCUUCCAUCCGUGUACGUGCAACAUCUUUCGAACUAAGGCUCAGACCGCUCUGCCAAGUUUGCGCUCAGACCUUGCAAGAUCCAAGCCGGUCAACAAUAUGUUCGAACUGGCGAAUUGCUCGAUCCAUUCUGGGGGAUCGACGCAAGGAGGAAGAGCUUCUCAACAAGGACUCAAAACACUUGACAGUCUUGGGGCUAGUUCAUGCGAUCGCCGCUCAUCGUUCAAGUUGUUACACCUUCAGCACCGCGUUGAGAAAUGCUCAUGGGAAACGCAUCAUUCAUCCUUCGCUGUUUCCCUUUUUUCCCGGAAACCGACUCGUACUACGCACAACCCGAAUCCCACCAUUGUCGCUCUGCCAUUGUCGUUUAUUCGGGCCGAGAAGGUGCUCGAGGAAAACGACAAGGUAAGUAUAACGGUCUAUUCUACGCUCGAUGGACUAGCAGUGCAGCUCAACUCCUGUUCGAUCUCUGCCGCCGUAGUGCUGGUUUGGCCUAAUGUUAUACCGUCCACUGUUUACCUCGACCAUGUGAUGCACGCGUUGAAGCGUCAUUUACAAUGA
Molecule: messenger RNA, 1527 nt
Organism: Ostertagia ostertagi
Lineage: Eukaryota; Metazoa; Nematoda; Chromadorea; Rhabditida; Trichostrongylidae
Source: the annotation of a GenBank genome assembly